Pseudozyma hubeiensis SY62 is the source of this 441-nucleotide messenger RNA. RefSeq lists its product as hypothetical. NCBI's taxonomy places the organism in Eukaryota, Fungi, Basidiomycota, Ustilaginomycetes, Ustilaginales, Ustilaginaceae. The coding region runs from base 1 to 441 and encodes 146 amino acids. The transcript has 3 exons. The record is from RefSeq and is a predicted model, not a curated record.
AUGUACAGCACUGCCCAGUCACAGCCGUUGCAAUCACAUCCUAAUGGCUUCCUCACCGACACUCUGAGGUUCAUCGCAGCCGAAUCAGGAUAUCCCACAAACUCGGACGGCUCAGAAAUACAUGGCGCUUCCCCUAAGCAACAGACGAAGCUGGUUGACGCCCGCAUCUGGUCGAGCUGCGGUCGAGCUGUCUCUCACAACUCGUAUCCAUCCCGACGUCGUAGCAUCCAACUUCGUUUCUGCACUGCGAAGUGUAGCUUUGUGCUCGAUCCUGUGCGUCAACUCAUCGUGGGCGAUAUCACGUACGAAGGUCACAGGCCACACACAUGCAGAGACUGCAAAGCGAUGCAUGCUUCCAAUUGGUCGAGGUUCGGCAGCAUCGUAUGCAAGUUCGAAGACACGGCCGAGUGCCGCUUGCGACCGAAAAAAGGAUGCGCCUGA